Messenger RNA from Aspergillus vadensis CBS 113365, 597 nucleotides. RefSeq lists its product as uncharacterized. Bases 1 to 597 code for a protein of 198 amino acids. The record is from RefSeq and is a predicted model, not a curated record. The transcript has a single exon. Lineage: Eukaryota; Fungi; Ascomycota; Eurotiomycetes; Eurotiales; Aspergillaceae.
AUGCCCUCCUCCUCCUCCCCCAACCAACCCACCACAACCACCUCAUCCACCACCUCCGACCUCGAAUCCGACCUCCUCCAGCACCUAACAAGCACACCCGCGCUCGAAGACCUCCACGCCACACUCCUCAGCUCACUCCAACGACUCGGCUGGACAGAACGGAUCCGAAAACUCGCGCAGGAACUCCUGCGCGGCGGACGAUGCGAGCGAUUCGACGAGGUAUUCGAAGCGGUAGUAGCGUCUGCGGAGGGGCGGAAACACCCCAUCCUAGCGGAGGCGAAUAAAGCGAAACAACAAAGCAAUGGGGACGAGGACGGUAGUAGUGGGAUUGGGGAUCUGGAGGCGUUUGAUGUGAGGAUUCCGUCGGCGGUGGUGGAGCAGGGGGUUAGGGCGUUGAAGGAGGUGUUGAGGGAGGUGGUGGUUGCGGAGGAUGGGGGGGAUAUUUUGGGGGAGGUUGAGAAUGGGCAUAAGGAGGAGGGUGGUGGUGGUGGGAGUGGUGGUAAGGGGUCGAAGAAUAGUAAGGAAGGUGGGGGGGAUACGGCGAGUCCGGUCAAGAAGGUGAAGAAGGAGUCGAAGGCGGGGAGUAAGAUCAAAUGA